CCCGACACCAAUCAAUCAUCACCGCGCUGUUGAUUAUUCACUCGCUCUUGCAUCCUUCCCACGCUGCCUUUCUCCUGCUCCCUAACGGUCUCUUUGUUCCACCGCUCCAUCUCCCCUUUUAAGUUCGCUCCUCGUUUCCCUCCAGUCCAUUGCAACCGUCCAUGCCGCUUGUCUGCUCACCAUCAUGGGUUUACUGAGCCGGCUUCGCAGGCGGUCCAAGAGCCAUAGCCGCGCGGGGAAUGUGGCCACCACCUACGACCACCUUUGCCUUGACUCCCACCACACUUUCGCCGGCCUCGACCUCACAAAAAAGCUUCCCCGACCGCUGCUGGCUCGCAUCUUCACCUAUGUGUGUCCGCACACCAUCGAUUCGAGCUAUGAUACCUCCGAGGAGUCGAUGACAGAGGAUGGCUGCAUGCUCUGUGAUAUGCGCGACCUGGCACAUUGUGCCGUGGUCUGUAAACGGUGGUAUCUGGAGGCUCGGGCUUUGCUUUACGCUCACGUCCGUAUCGACGCCGUCCACUACUGCGAGCUCGAGGUCCAACUUGCCGCCAAACGAAAACGCCAUUCCUUCUUCGACCGCAAUGGUGAAGCGAUCGAUGCCCCACAAGUACGCUUGCAGCUGUUCAUGCAGACUGUCCGAGAUUCGCGAGACCUAGGGCGCAUGGUGCUCUCCCUACGGAUGCCGUACAUGACACGCGAGGCCAGCAAGGCGGAGAUUGCGCGCACCAUCUCCGUGACGCCCAACAUACGCUACGUUGACCUGCCGGCGGGGAUAUACAGCGACGACGCGUCGUGUUUGGCGUUGAAGCAGGAGCUUAUCGGACGGUGUCCGGAUUUGCGUCGCAUGACCUACCGACACGGCGCCGAGGGCAGCUUCUUGCAGUUGCCGGAAGCCCGUCUGUGGCAGAAUUUGGAGGUGCUGGAACUCUCUCGAUUAUACAUUGAGCCGCGGCUUCUUCGCAUGGGGCUGGCCUCGUUUCCUAAACUCCGCGACCUGACCCUCGACGACCUGCCGUGGCUGGAUGACUCGGCAUUUGACCUCUCCGACACUCUGCCUCCUUUCCCAGCCGUCCAGCGGCUGACCCUUCGCGAUACCCCGAACGUCACGGCAAGCGGGCUUGCCGGCGUUCUUUCCCUGCCUUUGAACCGCACGGAACUACGAUAUUUGACACUGUCUGCGACGGGGGUGCUCCCAUCCACUCUGCACCAGAUCCUGUCGGCUGCGCCGCAGCUACACACCCUAUCAGUCAUUCAGGACGUAUCGCGGUCCUUCCCGACCGACCGGGUUCCGCCGCUGUCUUCCCGGUCGCUGCAAUUACUGCACUACGAGAUCACCUCGCCGGCGGGGUCGUACGGCCUGCCGCCAGUAGCUGCAUCCUACUACACGUACCUGAUCUCGUCGCUGAUGUCGAACUGCCUGCCAGGACUGCGUGACCUGUACGUGCGCGACGCCAGCUUCCCAGAGGCACUGCUGCUGGCGCCGCCCCCACGACUAUUCGGUGGUGGCGAGGGCGGACCACAGUUCUUCAGCGGAGGUAUUUCGCAGCCACUAAACGUGUAUAGCAAGGGUCUGGACGAGCUUGAGUGGAACUUUACGCCGUACGAGCCACCAUCAACACGAGGACGGCGCGAUGGCACAACCCGACCGGUGAGCUUCCACGACGCGCAGCUCAGUCGGUCAUGGGGCGGAGACGCACGCAAGAGCGUGCUAGUAGGCAAUGGAUUUGGUGGAUUCCUGGCAGUGCCAGUGGACGAUGGACGACCAAAGAGCAGUGGGGGAUGGCGACGCGAGAGCCGACAAGAUUUGUGGAGGUAGCAGCGAUGCAGCAUAGCGAUUGGAGCAAUAUAAUGAUAAUGACUAUACCAUCAUCCA
Molecule: messenger RNA, 1876 nt
Organism: Aspergillus neoniger CBS 115656
Lineage: Eukaryota; Fungi; Ascomycota; Eurotiomycetes; Eurotiales; Aspergillaceae
Product: F-box domain protein
Exons: 2
Coding region: 185-1819 (544 amino acids)
Source: RefSeq, a predicted model, not a curated record